AUGGGUUAAGUUUAACAGUCCAAAUAACAUUUUUUGAAAAAUUGGUAAAAAGUUGAUUCAAGAGAGAGCAGAAUGUAAUAAUUUGUAAAAUAAGGUUUAGAUUCGGUUGUGAAAUAGAAGUGUACACAAAUUAAAUGGAGGAAGUAGCAGUGGUGCAUAAAGUAUAUUAAAGUGAGAUGCAUUAUCAAAAAGAAUUGAAAAGAUUAGAAUAAUAUUAGUUAAUGAGUUAGAUGCCAGGUUUGAUUCGUUUAUUAGACAUUCAAAAAGAGGAAGAAUCGACGUUGUGUAGUAAUUUAUUCAAAAUUGAUGCUAUCUUUGAAUAUGGAAGUUAACUACCAUCUAAUUUGCCUUGGUAUUAAUUUUUAUAGCAAAUAAUACACACAUUAAUUGAAUUGCAGAAUCGAGAGAAAUAUCAUGGUGAUUUAAGACCACAGUCAUUUAUGUAUACCAAUUAAGUGAAAUUACUUUUACCGAAUGUUGAUUAAUACAAUAGAUUUUUAAGUGGUUUUGAAGAAUAUUGUUAUCUUUCACCUGAGUUAUUCUUUUAGUUAGGAAGAAAAGUGUUUAAGCCAGAAUAUAAUAAGGAGAAAAGUGAAGUAUUUACAAUUGGAUUAGUUUGUUUGGAAUUGAUGUUAUCAGAACCAAUUUAAUAAAUUUAUGAUUUCCAAGAAUAUUAAAUAAAUUAAGGUACAUAGAGUAAUAUAAUUAAUUGUAGAAGUUUUGAAUGAUAUGUUAUCAAGAGCGAAUAAUAAAUUAAUCAGCAGAAUGUUAUCAAUGAAAGUGGAAGACAGACCUAAUUAUUUAUAGAUUUAUGAAGAAAGUAUUGUAGAAUUAAUGCAAUAAUCAAUAAAUAAUAAUAACAAAGUUACUAUUCAAAGUAAUCCAACUGACAUUUUAAAUGAACAUGCUAUAGAGAUUUAAUCAAGAGUAUUAGUAAGAGAAUAAUAAUCAUAAGCAUAAUCUUUUAUUAUGCAAUCAACAUAAUAACAUCCUUUAUUAUGUUAACAAUCUUAAUAAUUUACACUUUAAUCAUGUAAUUUCAAAGAUACUAAUCCAACUUUGACAUCUAUGCAAUAACAUCCAAUGUUUUUUUAAUAAGAAAAUUAAUUAUAAAAAUAAUAAUUAAAAUCCAAUCAAGAAAAUGAAGAACCUUAAUCAAUGAAGAAAGUUCAUCCAUUUUUAUCAUAAAAGAAUUCAUAACCUACUGUUAAAUUAAAUGCUAAUAAUAGAUCUAUGAAUUAAACACCAUCAUAAUAGAUAUAAACUUAAUAAAAACCAUAAAUUCCUGCUAAUUUCUAAACAAUCUAAUAAAGUUAAAGUAGUUAAUAAUAAGUUUAAUAUUCAACAUAAGUUCCAUAAUAAGCUAAUUCUCUUUAAUAUUUGGCUAUAUCAUAAUCUCCAAAUCAUAGAUAUUCAUAGAAAUCUUAAUAAUCUUCAGUUUCUAAACAUUAAUCUAUUCAACCGACUGAAUAUGCAUUUCUCCAUGAAUAAGUUCAUGUUCCAUUUAAUCCUGGAUCUGAUUUUUUGGAUUCAUCAAGAUAAAAAGAAUAAGUUGAUUUUGUUUCACCUACAAGAAGUAGUUAAAGACCAUCAUCUAAAUUAAAAGACAUUUCAAAUAAAAAAUCAAAAACUAUGUAAACAACAACAACAAUAAGUAGUAAUAAUACUAAUAACACUACUAAUAUUAAUAAAUAAAUAGUUAAUAAGAAGCCUUAAUUGUUGAAAAGUCAAAGACCAUAAACAUAAAUGAGAUCGAAAUCACCAAAUGUUAAGAAAGUGCCUUAAAAGAAAUGA
Paramecium sonneborni is the source of this 1794-nucleotide messenger RNA. The record is from the annotation of a GenBank genome assembly. Lineage: Eukaryota; Ciliophora; Oligohymenophorea; Peniculida; Parameciidae.